Hypoxylon fragiforme is the source of this 1116-nucleotide messenger RNA. RefSeq lists its product as uncharacterized. NCBI's taxonomy places the organism in Eukaryota, Fungi, Ascomycota, Sordariomycetes, Xylariales, Hypoxylaceae. The transcript is spliced from 4 exons. The record is from RefSeq and is a predicted model, not a curated record. Bases 1 to 1116 code for a protein of 371 amino acids.
AUGGCCGCCCCGAUAUUCGUGGUAAUUUUCAUCUUCUUCACUCUCAGCCUUUUCUCUGUAGCCCUUCGCCUGUACUCUCGGUGGCUAAUGAAGGCGGGCAUCGGCUGGGACGAUGGCCUCAUCAUAGUUGCGAUGGCUUGCUGUGUUGCGCUGUUUGGCCUUUCUUGCUACUUUUGGAACUUCGGAUACGAUCGAAUUUUGCUUACAGAUAUAGGGAUCGAGAUACCCACCAUCCUGACACUCCUCCUUGCGUUCGAGGUCCUGUAUCUGUUCGCCAUGUCUCUCGCGAAAGUCAGCGCCGUCUGUCUCUACAUGCGAAUCUUCAUUCAGAAGAAAUUCCGCACGAUGUGUAAAGUCAUUAUAUUUUGCAUAAUAAUCAUGUACCUGGUAGUCUUGAUCCAAGAAUUCACGGUAUCACAGCUGGUGGUCGAACUCUGGGAUACCGAUGUACUUGAAGGCGAUACAAAUAAGAAAAAUAUCGAGAUUUGCGUCGCCUGCGUCAACAUACUAGGGAACCUGAUCGUCUUCUUGUUGCCUAUCUACCCCGUAUGGCAACUACAGAUGAGCAUCGGGGAUAAGAUUGGGCUCAUAUGUCUCUUCAGCCUUGGGUUCGGUGUUACCGUGGUCUCGAUUUACCGCCUGAAUAGGCUUGUGCAAUUAGAUCUCAGCGCACAUAAACUCAUCGCGGACGGCAGCCACAGCAUGAAUCUUUACACCCUCGAGGCGGUACUGGCAGUGUUCUGUCUCUGCGUCCCCGUAGUACGCCCGCUAUGGGGCAAGCUCCGCGCACGCCUCCGUGCCCAGACGGGACAGUCGCAGGAAAAUCUUCACGGAAACAACGUUCGCCAAAGUAUCAGUGAAGUUAAGGACCGUUGUUCCUUCGCAUGGACGAACUUCUUAACCCAAGACAACCGCACGCAGUACGAGGUUGCGAUCAGGGCGGGUACUCCAACAGCAUCAACCACGAAUCUAAACAAGUACGACACACAUGAGAAUAAUUCGACAAAUGGAGUCCUAGGAGGUUCAAGUGAAGUGAUUCAAGCUACGAAACCUCUACGUAUUAACGUCAAGAAAGAGUGGAGGAUAUCGCAUGAAACUGCCACAACCUCUCAUUGA